Messenger RNA from Bombus terrestris (buff-tailed bumblebee), 10300 nucleotides. RefSeq lists its product as uncharacterized. The transcript is spliced from 4 exons. The record is from RefSeq and is a predicted model, not a curated record. Lineage: Eukaryota; Metazoa; Arthropoda; Insecta; Hymenoptera; Apidae. Bases 1978 to 2979 code for a protein of 333 amino acids.
AGAGGCAAGAGGAAAAGGGGACGAGCAGAAGACAGCGAAGGCGCUGCCCUCAGUCGGUCGUCCGCUUUACUACAGUCAGCAUACACAGAGUAGAGCAAGCGAUUGCCUAUACGUAGUCUUUGCCUAAGCGCGCACUACACUCUGUGUGUUCCCGUUUUUCGAGUGAAGGCUUCGAGCUUCGUUCUGCCCGCUCUUUCGCUCGGUCGGUCGGUCGGUCGGUCGGUCGGUGUGAUUGUGAGUGUAUGUGCGCGCGCGCACUCACACGCGCUCAUCCAAAUAGAGACGGACAAAGAGGAUAGAGAGAGAAAGACAGAUACAGAGUGUUGAGGAGUCGUGCAGAGACAGGCGCGCGUACACAGCCAUCGAACGUGGUGAUUCGUACGGAGGCGGACGUGCGAUAGAGCUAAAAACCGAGGCCGUUUCUUGCGAAGAAAAAAGACACAACGUUGUCCUUUUUAUCUUCUGGUCAUCAACGUCACACUGUUGCCGUCGAUGAGAUCGUCAACGGGUUUUCGUCAUCAACGCUUCAGCGUAAACUUUUCCUGCUCGACACGAAGAUACACGAACAGUUACAUGGGAACAGUCCGUACAACAACCAGUUCUGACAAACGGGAGGAUCAAAGACGAUCGUGAGUAAAUAGAGCGAGAAAGAAGGGGGUGGUACGUACCCUUGCGGAACGCGCGUGUAUAGUAUCAUCCGCGCGACGGACGAUUGAAGUACGGGAGAACCGUCGUGUGUAUUCCGAGAGUUCCUCCGUAUAUCGGUGCAUACGUGCGUGUACGAGGACUACUGAGAGAGGUGGGGGCAGGUAGACUCUAUACUUCGCGGACAUCCGGCGGGGAAACCGCAUGUAUUCGUACGAAGCUCUCUGAGAGAGCGAGGGAAAAAAAGAGGAAGGAUCUGCUGGCGCCGAGGGAAACACACGGGUGUUCUCUCGGGUGCUCGACGAAGAGACUUCAGAGAGGAGAAAGGAGGUUCUUUGCGUUCCGAUUGCUCACGUAUCUUACACGUUCUCCUUUUUGUCCAGCUUAGACCGAGCCAGAUAUAUAUAUCAUCGCUUUUCAUAGACGUGGUAUAGAAUAUUAGAGAAUUCUGUUAUUUAUCGUAAUCCUCGUAUCGUUGAUCCUCGUGUGUGCGUGCCCGCACGCAACGGUUGAAAUUUUCGGUACAAAUAAUAAGGGUGGUGGAAAAGAGGUGGAAGGACGUGACGGCGAGAGAGAGAGAGGCGGAGCGAGGGAUCAAGGGGGAAAGAGAGAAGUGAGAAACACGCCGAGCAGUGCUGCUCCCUAUUGGCGACGUCGAGUCGCGCUCCCCACCCGGGACAGUCGAACGAGGUCCGAAGGCGAGUUCUCGGCGUGUAACUACGGUGAUUUUCCCUUACGAGAGUGUACGCACGAGACCUCGUAGCUCUGCAGCACAUCACGCGUUCCGCGUAAACAUCUCUCGACUUCACGAUAUAUAUCGGUGUUUUAGUAUUAAACUAGAAACGUCAAUCCUGGGAAAUACAGUGAAGAAAUAUCUUUCGGAGGAAAUCGAAAAACAGCUAGAAGGAGAAAGAGACAGACGGAGAGAGAGAGACACUGGUAGUGAAGUCCGCUUUACACGCGUGCUAUCGUCGAUAAUUCUCUCUUUCGGAACGCGAUCAACUCUGUGUGUGCGCCGAUCGUGAACGCGUCCCACGCGUGUGUCGCGUAUCACCGCCGCCGGUGAAACCAAGAGAAUUCGAACGAGUCAGAGGGUAAAAUAGGAUUUCUCGCGUGGUCGGUCCUCUCCCGUGGCACGCGCGGAGAGGGGUGCACGAAGAAGUGAGAGAGGGAGAAGGAAAGAAAGCGAGACACCGCUCGACGAGGAUAGAAAAGGAAGAAGAGAAAGAAGGAGGGACAGAAAGUGUUGAGGUGAGCGACGAAGACGUGUAUAGUGCACAGAGGCGCCGGUGCUGCGCCCCAACGGCCGUUCGUCGAAACUCAGUUAUCACAAUGGCUUCCGUGAAAGACACAGCAACUUUCUUCGCGGAGGGUACAGCGAGUCAGUUCGAACACGUCUUGAAGCUUUAUCCGCAGGCCCUCAGACUCAAGGCCGAUCGGAAGACAAAAAAGCCCGAAGAACUAAUCAAGUUGGACAACUGGUAUCAGAAUGAGCUUCCAAAGAAGAUCAAGUCACGCGGUAAGGACGCGCAUCUCAAUCACGAAGAGCUCGUGCAAACGAUGAAAUGGAAGCAAAUACGUGGGAAGUUCUAUCCUCAACUAUCAUAUUUAGUAAAAGUGAACACACCUCGUGCUGUGAUGGCGGAAACGAAGAAGGCGUUCAAAAAGCUUCCAAACCUUGAACAGGCGAUUACUGCCCUCUCGAAUUUGAAAGGAGUAGGCACCACGAUGGCGUCGGCCCUAUUGGCAGCAGCAUCACCAGAGAAUGCACCCUUUAUGGCGGACGAAUGUCUGAUGGCAAUACCGGAAAUCGAGGGCAUCGAUUAUACCACUAAGGAGUACCUCAACUUUGUUCAGCACAUUCAAAAUACCGUCGAGAGGCUGAACAAACAAACGUCGAACGGCAAAACCUGGAGUCCCCACAGGGUGGAACUCGCCCUGUGGACCCACUACGUGGCGUCCGAGUUGAAGCCAGAGCUGUUGGACGGCAUUCCAGGCUCCACAGAGAACGGGAACUCUCAUCCGCCCAGCAACGGCGAGGCGACAGAACCGUCGGACGACAGCAAUCAGGAAGUGGCAGUGAACGGUAAGGAACUAGGCAGUAUUGAUCCGGCGGCCAUCGACGAGAACAGCAUGACCACGUCCUUCACCGAAGACUCGAUGGAUAAACCCGCUACGCCGAUUACAGCGGCCGUCGCCAGCGAAGACACGAAUGAUUCACUCGCCACGAACGACAACGACGACAGCAACAACACGCCUCGACCGACAGACAGCGAGGACACCGAAGACUCGCAGGACGUACAGGAGCCGCCCACCAAGAAAAGUAAGAAGUGACCCACCGCCAGCCAGGGAGCCACGAAUACGAGCAACAACGUCAGCACCCUCGUGUCGGCCGCCAAUCUAACGCUGAUCGCAGCGAGGCGCUUCUAAAAACCGUCAGGGUCACCGAUCAGGGUCGCGGAUAGUAGACCUGUAGCCUACCAUCGCACCAUCACGAUCGUUUUGAUGAUUCUCCUUCGCUCCUGCUCUCUCUUUCUCUCUCUCUCUCUCUCUCUCUCUCUCUCUCUCAUUCCUCUUUAUCCAUUUUCUUCCUCUUUAACUCUCUAACUAUGUACCUUGCCCAUUUCUUUUUUUAUUUUUCUUUACCUUCUUUCCAUUCCUUUUUCCUCGCCGUGAAUUAUUUAUCCUAGAUUCAUUAAAUUCGUAAGGUUCCCCUUUUUAUCUCCUCGUUCCUUCUCUUCACUACAUCCAGUAUCUUUGGUCUUGUUUCGCCUUCUUUUUGCUAUUGUUUGUAGAAAUAUAUCACGAGACCUCGUUGUAAAAUAGUGUUACUGCAUAUAUGAUGGAAAGUGGAAGUUGUGUAUAAGCAUCUUGCUGGUCUUUAGAUAUCAAUCGCGCUAGAUCGGAGGCAGAAAGAAGAGGUAAAAAGCUCGAUAUUUCGAAGAUUUCCUUCUUCAUUAUCAUCGUUUUUCUUUAUAUUUUAGUGACUUCCUCUCUGUUCUUUUUCGCGUCCGUUUUAUCAUAUCGACCGAUUCUGAACAGGUUCUUUGGGAUGAUCGUACGAUUAGCGUUAUUCGCGGCAUUUCACGUAACUUUUAUACCAUGUGAUAAUAGUGAUAGCUACUUUCUUUCGACUCUACGCGAAGGAAACCUCGAGAUGACGGAGCUUUCUUCCUUCUUCUGCUGCGCGUCGUAGUUUUUAGGGACUCUGAAUAUUUCUCUUUUUUCUUUCUUUUUUCAUGGAGAUCGAAACGAAGUAAUUCCACGCGGUUACUGCCUUUUGAACAAAUACACGCUCCCCCUCCCCCCGUUUCCGCUUGUUGCGCGAUAGCAAAACGACGUAGCGUUUAAUUCAAGAGCCAAGACAUCAUUCCUUUUUACCAUGAUUUGUAUCGGCGUUUUUGAAGGCCACCGAAUUACAAAGGGCGAUACGAAACGGCGUUGACGCAUGUUUUUAUCUUCUCCUUUGUUCUUUUUGUCAAAAAAAUGAGAAAAUGUAAAAAAAAGGAAAAAAUCGAAAAAAAUACCGUGAAUGAGGUGUGCAUAGCGAAUGGAAAAUACAGAAGCGAAGGGAAAGAGAGAGUGGGAGAGAAAGGAUGAACGAGAACGUAUAAAACCGGGUGUGAGAGAGAUAUCGAGUAACUGAUUCCGUGACCAGCAAAAAAGAAAGAAACAAAAUAAUAAUAAUAAUAAUGAUAAAUGAGAAAAAUGGCGGUACUACACACACCGAUCACAAUGAUAAUAUUACUAUUAAUAAUAAUAAUUAUUAUUAUUAUAAUUAUAAUACCGAAUCAUUACCAUAAUUUAUAUAUCUAAACAAGAAAAAAAACUGCAUGUCAGAAUGAUGCAUGGAUCAAACCAAAUACCUUGUAAGUAAAAAGAUACUUUAGAAACAAAUAAAAAUAACGCUUUUUUGAGUCCACCAAGAAAAACAAAUACGAGAACGAGUGGGCGGUCGGACCUGCACAUACAUACACAUAACUACACACUGAUUCGCGCGCGCAAAACCGUACACGAAUACCUGUAUAGAAUGCGGCCAUGAUAGUAAGUUCGAAGACUAAUAGAAUGAAGGGACAAAGACACCACACGUAUACCACAUCAAGGUUUUCAUGUACAGGGAUUUAACUAGUAUUUUUGCAUUAUUAAGGAUUAUUAAUUGUCCGAGGGAAGACGGAGCCGCGAUGACGAAUGCGAACCGAGGAAGAAGGGGUGAAUGACGACGAUGACGGUUAUUGGACGGUUGACAGACGAACAAUAUAUAUCAAUAACAAACCUAAGACAGGAAAAAGAAACGAUUAGGCAAGAUAAUAAAAGUAUAAUGACGAACUUAGGAGGAACUGAGGAGAGAGUGAAAGUGUUUAAGAGCGAGUGCAAGAUUGUGAGAGUGAUAGCGAGAGAGGAACAGAAAAAUAAAGUAAACCACUAUAGCUUGAUCAAGAACGUUCAUUCAAAUUUUAUACAUAUAUAUAUAUAUAUAAUAUGCAUAUAUUGUAUAAUGUAUAUAUAUAUAUUGUAUAUAUAUUAUAUAAUAUAUAUUUGUAAUUUAGAACAGCGUGGUCAGGCUACUUUAGAUACUGACCCUAUUAUUAAACGAUACACACGCCAUUGUGGCAGCUAUGCACUUGUUUGGCUGCACUAGAAUAAAGAAAAAAAAAGGAGAAAUGGAGGAAGAGAAGCAACUGACGCAAGGGACACACCGACAGUGAGAAAUCCACCCCUUCGCGCGAACAGUUCGAAUUUCUGCUGUAUUAUCGAUGAUUAUUAUUAUUAUUAUUCCUGGUGAAUUUUUAUCUUAGUACGAAGCGCGUUAAGACGGGUGUUCCAUACGAAGCAAAUCGGUAUGACAAAUCGUUGCGGCAAAUCCGGCUUGAUGCGACGCGGAGUAAAAAAUGUCACUCUCGACGUGUCAGCAUCGUUAGUAGUGGCACGGGGACGAUUUUUACAUCGUGAGGCGAUCUUACGAACUAAUUCGUCGGCUGACAUGCAGUGAAUUUCUGCGAAUGAACGCGACGGUAAAUGAGAAACAAAGAGGGACAUGGAUGAAUAGGAAGCAAAGAAAGAAAGAAUGCAGCAAGUAUGAAUCUACUUUAACGAAGAGAGAAAAACCAUAGUGAUCCGUUCUAUUUAUUUAGCGCCUAAUUUAUUUCGUAUCGAUCGUUUCGUUGGCAAGGAAAGAAGAUAUAUAAAAAUAAUAUGAUGAUAUAUUUAUAUGUAUAUGAAUACAUAGACACGUAUGCGUGAGAGAAGCCCCCCCCCUCCCCCCGCUCCCCUCCUAAGUAUUUCGGAAUUAGAAGAAAAGGAAAAGCUGGGGGAAUACAGAAAAAAUGUAUGAACGUAUAUUUUUUUGUCCUUUUUUUCUCUUGCGAUAAUUAGAAAGUAACUCUUAAGUAGUGAUUAAAUUGACGGUGAUGACUAUAAGAUUGCUAUACAUAUUUGUGAAGUACGAAAUGGCGAUUGAUUAUAAUACUAUGAUGAUGAUGAUGCUGAUGAUGCUGUUGAUGCUGAUGAUGAUGAUGAUGAUGAUGAUGGUGAUGAUGACGAUGAAGAAGACAGUUAUGGUUAUGAUUAUAAUUACGAUCAUUAUUAUAUUAUUGCUGCUAUUAUUGCUAUUACGAAUGACUGCGAGCACAGUUUUUAUUAUCUUAUAAACGUAAACGGAUUAAUGUAGCGGAGUUGUUUGCUUUUUUUUUCUUUCUUUUUUUUUUCUAAACGCCUGAUAAAUUAUUAUUCUCGCACGUAAUUAUACGAGACAUUCCACACUGAUUUCUUCUUGUUCUGUGUUGUUUCUCUCUUUUUAUCAUCGCUAUUUUUUCUAUUUCUCUCAUUCUUUCUUCUUCUCUCUUCUCGUUUGUUCUCUUUUACGUCGGGAACGAAAGAACAUGGAAUAACCGAGAGAGAAUCGCGGAAGUAAAAACACUUAUGAACCGAUACACUGUGAAGAAACGAUGAUCUCGCGACAAAGUUCCGCGUCCCACGCAACACUACCAACGACAUCGUCAUUCCGUCAAAGCACUAUUUCUGCUUCUCACGUGUACCACGCGUGCUAUAAAAACUUUCUCUCUCUUUCUCUUUCUCUCUCUUUCUCUCUCUCUCUCUCUCUCUCUCUCUCUCUCACUUUCCUCCCGAUUUAUCGAUUUUAUAGACUCGAAUCUAGAAAGACCCACAAUAUCUUAUCUUUGUCUCUGCUUUAAUCCUUAACAGAGCGUAGAUCUUUUUAAAGAAGAUCGAUUUCUUCACGAUUGCGUGCGGUACCGCGAAUUUCGAUAGACGAAUGAACGAUGGAAGCUGGCCUGACCCAGGGAUAAGUCGCGUGAUCGAUGAGGGGACUCGCCGAGAAGGGUCAGAUCCUUCCAAGAGGGAAUUAAGUACAUCGUCCUCUUGUGUCGCUUUCCUCUUGGAUCUUCCUGGAGCCACGAGAAAAAUUAUUCACGAGUGAAACAAAGAAGAUAUUCGCUGAAAUUUAUCGUUCAUUUCUCGAGGGGCUGAAAAGGGACAGUAAGGAUUGAAGAUUUGCAGGAUCGUUUUCACGAGACCAAGGUUCAUGACUUGGAAUAACCCGAUCGAUUUUUAUGCUUUGUGAUUGUUGGAUGGAGUUAAAUCGAAUUUGGUAGUCAAUGGUAACUCAAAUCAUAUUUGUCAUGUGUUAUCGUGUUUGUAUUGAUAAUAUUGACUUUGGAAUAUUAUAACGAUUCAACGAUCCUUCGGUCUCCGCAAAUUAAGAUUCGUUUAUAUAGAAGAGCUGAGCUUGGAACGAUUACUAUACUACUUGAGAUACUAUCGUACUUAAAUGAUUGUCAUCGAUGGUUCAGCAAAUGCUUGCCAAACAUUCGUUAACAAUUUUUAAUGGCUUUUAUUUAGCUUGCUUUCCUGUCUAUUUGACUGUCUUGGUGGAAUUUUGUAAGCAACAUUUCAUCCACUUGCUGAAUUUUUAAAGAAAAAUAAAAAAGAAUAUACAUAAAUUUUAAAAAUUAAGAAAAUCAUUUUUAUUUAAAAAUGUACUAAAAAGAAGGAGAUAAUUUUCUGAACCAAGUACCGUUAAGUAAUUGAAUGUAAUAAUAGUAUACAGGGAAAUCUGUAUAUGUCGAGCACACGUGGUAAUCAUAUGAUAGGAUAUUACUCAAUUGUUGAACUCAUAUUACUAAAAAUAAGUACCUGGCGGACUCAUUAUGCAUUUACGAUACAUCCUCCAUUUGGCUAACACCUCUUUUGUUCUCUUGAAUGAAUUUUUUCGAUAAAGAAAUUCCUAAUGAAGACAAGGAAGGAAAUUCUCUAUCGAUUACAAGUUAUAAGUGAAAGAACAUUUUAAUUUAAUCAAUUUAAUUUCAAAUCAUGAAUCCAAGAUUUAUCUCAUCAAUUACAGAGUCUUUGAAAGUGUUAAAAUUGUGAAAACUUUGAAACUGAAUUAAUAUGAUCCUACCAUGUUUCUAUUUUUAGUAAUAUGAGUUCAACAAUUGAGCGAUACAGAUAAUAUAUACAGGUUUUCCCGUAUAGUAUUAUUAUAUUCAACGAUACCUGGUUAAGAAAAUUAUUUUUUUCUUUUUAGUGGAUUUUAAGAUAAAAAUCAUUUCCCUUUCAAUUUUUCAAAUUUAUGUAUCUUUUUUACGAUAAACUGCCUUUCAACUAAUUCCGUCUUCGUUCAAGGGUUCUCACUAUUUAAGGCGGGUAAAGUAUUUUUUAUUUCUAUAUUUUCGGACUCGUUAGUUUAGAAAGGGUUUUGGCUUACAAUUCCUUUCAUUUGUCCUUCAAUAUUUGUCGUAUUUGCUUUAAUAUCUCUCCUUAGUUAACUAAUCACUCAUGUACUUAAUCUAAUCUACUCUAUUUCUACUUUAUUAUUACUGAACUCUAUCUUUGGUUCUGUUUGUCUGGCGAGCGAAGUAUCGAUACUUAUUUUUACCACUGGCUCAAGUUUAUUUAAUAAGAUAUCAAGUGGAUAUCUUGGCAGUUCGAGGCAUUUGGAAAAUUUUGCAUUGUGAUUUUUAACAAUUGUUCUUAAAGAAGAGAGUCUUCUCUUUCCUUGUUACACUUCUAUAAUGCAAUUGCCACUGCACCUAAAUUUUUAACCAAAGAUGUAGAGGAUUAUAUCGACACUCGCACACUCAGGAUUUUCGCCGUAAAUGACUGAUGUAACGAAACACUUGUCUCAAGAUUCGACAGCGUGAUCCUUUCAAGCUCAACAGAUAUAUAAAUCAACGUUCGAUCGUUAAGCAAGAUCAUUCAAGGAAUUUGAAAAAGACCUUCCUUGCCAGUGCACCUCGAGCAAUGAAAAAGAAGACGAUACAGCGACACGUUGUACUGUUCUCAAUAAUUUAAACGCGACUUUUCGCAAAUCGAUUAACAUCUUUUGACGAGAACAAAACUAGCGGCGACGAAAACGAACCACGAUCUUUGCUGAUCGAUCGACGUCGAGGUUCGCGUAUCUCAGGUUUCACAAGAGGUUCAAAAUCCGGUGAUCAAUUCGAUCACCUUAACAAACUGCCAUUUAACGUUACUAAUUAAGCGAUCGUAAUAAAUCGACGGACACGCCAUGUGCUAUUAUUCUCUGUAUCGUGUCUAAAAUCGCGUAUAUUCAGACUUGCAGACGUUGUCUGUAGAUGUGUGUCUUCCCACAAGAUUACUGAAUGUCUGAUCUCACGUAUUUUUCGGAGUUCUGAACAAAAGACGUGGACACGCAAAGUAUUGUAAUAUACGACACACGACAUAACAAAUCGCGAAAAGUGUACACAUAUUGACUUCUAUAGGAAGAUCACAGGGGAAAAUUAUGAUAAGUCAUGUUUCUAUCUUUUUUUCUCCUUUUCUUUGCAAAGGAGUAAUUUUCACUUGCUUUAUCUUGCGUCUUUUCAGGCUAGAUUAUUUAUUUAAAAUAUAUAUUUACGAACAUCUCAAACGAGAAAAAUAAUGUAUACAUAUGUGACGAUUGUAUCUUUGUAUCUUUUGCAAUCAUACUUGAAUUAAAGAGAAACUAAACGUACACAUAUGUACCAGCAUUCCUCGAGAGGGUAACAUUCAAUACACGCCAAUCCCGAAACUGUCUUUUUAUUUAGCUUUCAAAAUUGAAUAGGAAUUUUCAUCAUUCUUUUGAAAUAUUCUUCCAUUGUCACGACAUCAGUUACUCUCUUAGGUCGUUGUAUACAAAAUGUCCUGUAUUUAUUACACAUUUUUACAAGUUCUAUAUAUUUUAUAGAAAUUUGUAUGCGGACACACGUCUGCAGACAAUGUCUGUAACUCUAUAAACGCCGUAACAUUCUUUUUCGCGAGUCAAAAAAUCGCCAACAGACGAAAAAGGAGAGAAAUAAGAAAAAAAGAAGAAAAUCACAUUUUGCCUUGCCUUCGACAAGCACCAGUUGAUCUUUAGCGAUCGUUCGUGAUGUCCAUUUACCAAUUUUUCUCGCGUCUCUUUUGAGAGAACAAGAAAUGAAAAAAAAAAAAGAAAAAACGAAGGCCGCGCGACACUUUUCGAAUUUCAACCCCUUCACUACCAUCGCUCCAAACUCCGGUGCCCGAUGAGUUUCGACUACAUUUGUAUAGUGCGCUUCUGCGACCGAUCACGAUUUUUGUUUCCUUUUAAAGUUAGAGUAACGUGUAAUUCUUGGAUUAAUUGUAAAGUAACGUGAUGUCAUUACGAAGUACGAGGUUAAAUAAAUUAUUUGAAAACGUU